CUGCAUUUACUGAUUUUAAUGAAUUAAAAAACUGUAUUAAAGACCAUACCUUUUCUUCCUUUUGGACUAUUAUUGAAAAGAAUGAAAAUAUGUUAUUCAUCCACCUAUCUGUUAAUGAUGGCAUUCCUACCAUAACAUUUGCUGUAAGCAUUAACAAUGAUCUAUUUUUAAAUGCAUCAUUUAUGGGAGAAAGGAUUUUGAAACACGAGCAAUUUCUAUUACCAAUUAAAGUUAAUAAUAUAAAUCAAAUAUUUGAUAUUCUUGAUUAUUAUGAAAAGAAUCCCUGUGAUAGAUGAUCAAAUUCACUGAAUGUCAAAAUUAAUAUUAUUGAAUCUAUCAUACAAGACUGGAAGUAAACUAAGAUUAUCCCACGAAUUAAAAAUUGCCUCUCAUUAUAAAGGUACUAUAACAGUUAACAUAUUUGAUGACAACGAUGAGAAUAAUGAUGAUGGAAAAGAACCCAUAAAUUUAAUUUUCUGUGAUAUAUCGGUCGAAGAAUCUGACAUAGAUAAAAUAGAAGACACCUUGCCCAUAAUAGCAUAUUUAGCUGGUUGUUGUUCUCAUGGUGCUUUUAAAAAAGCUAAGUGUUUACAUUGUCGCCAAAAAUUAAUAAUGGAUGCAAAUUCCAUUCCUCCUAGUUUUAAACUAAUAGAUGUAAAAUAUAAGGGUGGGUUAUUAUAUCCUAUUAAAACAGUUUUUAAUUCUGUUACCCAUACAUAUAUAGUUGUUCAAAAAUUAAUUAGUGAAAAAUAUGAGAAUAAAUUUACUGAAUUUCCUAAUCAACGAAAUUUGAUCAUUAAUCUUGUGGAAAAUAUUUUAAUAUCUAAAGAUAUGUUUCUUUCUUCAGAUGUUUGUACAAAUGGGCAUGACAUAUUAUCCUUACUUGGUGUAAUUCUGAGGUCAGCAACUAACAGCUUAUUAAAUAAUUAUUUGUAAAGGAAAAAAUGAUAAAGUGAAAAGUAAAUCUAAUAAUAAAACUGCUUCUAAGUAUAAAAGAAAUCUAGGAACUUUUUCUAAAAAUUCUUCCAUGGAUAAAAAAGAAUCUAGCAAAAAAAAAAAAAAAAAAAAAAAAAAUGAUCAGUUGGAAAGAGGAAAAGUACCUGUUAAAAUAUAAGUAUAGAAGGGGAAAAAAAUUUGUUUUGAAGGAAUAAAGUGAAAAUUAUUUUUAAAAAUUUAAUUGAAUGUAACUGAUAAAUUAAAUGUAUUUAUAUUGUUAAAGAUUAGUUAAAAUUAUAACCUGUGCAGCUUAAGAAUAUUACAAUUUUAAUUGUCAUUUUUAUUUUGUUAGAAAUCAUAGUUGAAGUGAUAUUUCUAUUUUGUAUAUAUGUGUUCUAAAUAAUUGUAUUUUUUAUAUAUUACAUGAAAAUAA
This is a messenger RNA of Argiope bruennichi, 1369 nucleotides long. RefSeq lists its product as uncharacterized. The transcript has a single exon. Lineage: Eukaryota; Metazoa; Arthropoda; Arachnida; Araneae; Araneidae. Bases 310 to 936 code for a protein of 208 amino acids. The record is from RefSeq and is a predicted model, not a curated record.